AAACAGAAUUGGUGGGUGGAAAAUUGCAAGAUUUUUCAAGUUUUGAACUGUUGUUUCAUCCCGCUCACUCACGCUCCUCUCUCUCUGCUGCUGCUUAUAUCACCACUCACCACCCACUCUCACUUUCGGACCACACUCUCUCUUCAACUUGUGUGGCUGUAUGAGCAAGAUCUUGUUUUGAGGCAAUUGGGUUGCUCUUCUUCAAGGCAAAUGAAUAAAGGGAAUGCAUCUUGUGCCAAAGAGGAAGAGCAUCCACUCCGAAUCACGAGGGCGAGGGCUAGAGCCUUGGGAGGGAUUCCUCCCUACUCAAGACCGUCCUUUAAGAAUGACCACAAGAAAGCAAGUUCCAAAAGAGCAGCUUCUGUUAACAAAGCUUGUGCAGUGGUUCCUGAUGCUCGUCAGCAGAAGAGAAAGGCAGUGCUCACAGAUGUAACCAACAUCAGCAAAAAGCCACAUGAUAUGUGUAUUCAAGCACCAAAAUUUCAAGGAAGGGGAGUUUACAAGAAGAAAAACACAAAGCUAGCUUCAAAUGUCUCCAUUGAAGCUUCAUCAUCACAAGAGCAUGUUAAAGCAAAGUUAGCAGAAGAAUCAUCCACAAUAAAGAUGGUAGAGUCAGCCGGCUCAUUUGCAGAAGCAACUUUAGAUGACAAAGAGCCAGCAGCCAAUUGUUUGUCCAACAACAUUAAAGAACAUGUUAUAGCAGGCUCCACGCUUACAAUGCAAGAAUCUAUGCAAUCUGAUGAACUCCUUAGCUCUCCAAACACAGAUAUGGAUAUAAAUUGUGAGAAUCCGGGAGCCUCAGAUAUCCCAGCCAUUGUGGAUAUUGAUUCAGAGUUAAUAGACCCUCUAGUUUGGAGCUCCUAUGCCCCUGACAUAUACAACAUUACUCGAGUCAGAGAGCUUGAAAGGAGGCCAUUAACCAACUACAUGGAUGAGUUACAGAAAGAUAUUUGUCCAAGCAUGCGUGGAAUUCUGAUUGAUUGGCUUGUUGAGGUUUCUGAGGAAUAUAAGCUGGUUCCAGACACUCUUUACCUGACAGUGAACCUCAUCGAUCGGUUUCUCUCAACAAGAUUGAUUCAGAAACAAAGGCUCCAGCUUCUUGGUGUUACUUGCAUGCUGAUUGCAUCAAAGUAUGAAGAGAUUUGUGCUCCUCGAGUAGAGGAGUUUUGCUUCAUCACAGACAAUACAUACACAAGGGAAGAGGUAUUGAAGAUGGAGAGUGAAGUUCUAACACUUUUGCAAUUUCAGUUAUCUUUCCCCACAACUAAAACAUUUCUCAGGAGAUUCAUCCAAGCUGCACAAACUUCUUACAAGGCCCCUCGUGUUGAACUGGAAUUCCUAGCAAAUUAUUUAGCAGAGCUUGGUCUUGUUGAGUACAGCUUCUUGGAAUUUCUACCUUCCAUGGUGGCUGCUUCUGCUGUAUUCCUUGCAAAAUGGACCCUCGACCAUUUAGAACAUCCAUGGAAUCCAACUCUGGAGCAUUAUACAAACUACAAAUCUUCAGAGCUCAAAACUGUUGUUCUUGCACUCCAAGAUCUCCAACUUAAUACCAAAGGCUGUCCACUGAAUGCUAUACGUGAGAAAUAUAAAUACCAGAAGUUCAAUUGUGUGGCAAAUCUGUCUCCAAAACCGGUGCAGUCACUCUUCCAGGUUCAAGUGUAAAUUAUGCAUAUCUAAGGGAUGAUUUCGGAAUUUCUGGUACAGUGAUGGUGGUGUUAUCAUCCGUGGUGAUAUAUUUAACCCUCUUGUUAUUAAUCUCAACUUAUUAAUUGUGAAGUUUGUAAAAUGAAAGAUAGUUUCAAAUUUUGGUUCGUCGAGAUCUCCUUGUAACGUGAAACCAUUGCAUGAUGAUAAAGUUCAACCAGGGCGUUGAAGUGCCUAACAUCAAGUUGACUUCAUUUAAGGUUGCCAUUAUGCAACAAAGCCGUCUAGCUGCUUAUGCUUUCAAGAUUACCUUUGUACCGAAACAUUCGUGUAACAAAAACUACACGCGGUUGUUUACUUUCCUGAUUUUAUCAAUGGUGGUACAUGUAUACAGUUUGCUUUUAUUUC
Lotus japonicus is the source of this 2052-nucleotide messenger RNA. Its product is annotated as cyclin-A2-2-like. The transcript is spliced from 12 exons. Gene Ontology annotation, biological process: regulation of cyclin-dependent protein serine/threonine kinase activity; mitotic cell cycle phase transition. Lineage: Eukaryota; Viridiplantae; Streptophyta; Magnoliopsida; Fabales; Fabaceae. The record is from RefSeq and is a predicted model, not a curated record. Gene Ontology annotation, cellular component: cyclin-dependent protein kinase holoenzyme complex; nucleus; cytoplasm. The coding region runs from base 211 to 1662 and encodes 483 amino acids. Gene Ontology annotation, molecular function: cyclin-dependent protein serine/threonine kinase regulator activity.